AUGACAAAGAGUAGUUUUUACAAUAUACUGUGCCUGUUAUGUUUAUCCCUGGUGGUUUAUUACAGUUUAAAUGUGUACCUCAUUCACAAUCUACAAUCAACCGCACCGAAAGAUGAUAUCGGCGCGGCAGACCGCAGCGCGAGCUCUAAUCAGGCGGGUCGUGCAAAACCCUUCCAGAACAGUAGUGACGUGAACAAAGCUCUCUCAGUACAAAACGCUAUAGUGCGAAAAUCCGAGACCCUAAAGCCGGUGUUUCGGAACAGGAAUCCUAAAUAUGUCCCUAUUAAGCACGAUCUCGUCAGCUGCUUCUUGCCAAAGGCGUACAAUAUCAGCAGCGUGUUUAGGACGGCGAAUUCGUGGUCCAGGGCGAACGAAGUGUUUCCACUCAAGGACAAAACUGUCGGUGGAAUCAUAAAUGCCAUACGAACGGAGCCCAUUCGUAGCAUUAAAAACUCGCGUCGAGGAACGCAACUCAAGCUGGUGCUGGAGCUAGUUGGGUCACAGUACGUGCUGUUCAAACCGAGCUGGUAUCAGCGGGAAGAUGUUAUCAAUGGCACGGUGUACUCGGGCAAGGAUAGACAUAACUCUGAAAUCGUAAGCUUCCAUCUCGCUGCAAUUUUAAACCUACGCUACACACCGAUCGCGACCGGGCGUAAAAUCUCGCUGCGGGACAACUAUCUGCUUGCAGAUGAAGAGCUUCGCAAAACAAUGCCAGUGAUCAACGGUCAGCAGUGUGCAUACGGUUCUUGCCACUAUUGUAAACCCGAUGAAGUAGUGUGCGACGAUCUAAAGACCGGUAUGCUUGAAGGGGCCGUGCUCUACACUAUACCGGGAAAAAUAGUUAAGUACAGAUCUCCGUGGCAACGUACGUACAACGUCGACCUCAAAGCCGAAUGGGAAAAGAAUGACAACUACUGCUCGUUGGUGCGAAAAAAGCUACAAUUCGAAGUUUUGCUGGACCUUAUAGAUGCAGCGAUAUUCGACUUUCUGAUACAAAAUGGUGACCGGCAUCACUACGAGACGCGAGAAGAACGUUUGUUACUACUUGAUAAUGGGAAAGGAUUCGGAAACCCAUUUGUGGAUCAUUUGGAUAUUCUUGCACCAGUAUAUCAAUGUUGCUUCAUUCGACGCACCACGUGGGAAAGAUUGUUACUAUUUUCAGGAGGAGCCCUAACGGAAACUCUCGAAGAAUUGAAUAAGCUAGAUCUGUUGAAUCCGUUACUAACCAAAGAUCAUUAUAUCGCACUCGAACGACGGCUUCUGUACGUUUACAGCACUGUUGAAUUGUGUAAAGAAAAAUACGGUAAUAAAGUGUUUAAAUAG
Messenger RNA from Anopheles nili, 1323 nucleotides. RefSeq names its product glycosaminoglycan xylosylkinase homolog. Gene Ontology annotation, cellular component: Golgi apparatus. The transcript has 4 exons. Gene Ontology annotation, molecular function: phosphotransferase activity, alcohol group as acceptor. Gene Ontology annotation, biological process: protein phosphorylation. NCBI's taxonomy places the organism in Eukaryota, Metazoa, Arthropoda, Insecta, Diptera, Culicidae. The coding region runs from base 1 to 1323 and encodes 440 amino acids. The record is from RefSeq and is a predicted model, not a curated record.